GCGAGACAGCGAUCGAUAAGAAUUAGGUUUUGACACAAUAUCUCCCACAUUUUUCAAGAGCAGUGAUUCCUCCCUCCGAUCAGGACAAAAAUGUCAACUAAAGACGGAGGUGAGAAUCGAUUCCCACUGGAAACCCGAAACAUUCGAGAUCACAAAUGCAGAUUACUAGCUGAGAAAUUUGAAAUGAAGCGGAUUUUCCACAAAGCAAUGAGCAAAGAUAACAGUUUACCAGCUGAAAUGAGAGAUGAACAUCGUCUUAAGUUAUCAAAGUUGCCAAGGAAUAGUUCGUUCACAAGGAUUGUUAAUCGGUGUGUUUUUACUGGUCGUGCUCGUGCUGUUUAUAAGAUGUUUCGUAUGUCCAGAAUUGUGUUCCGUGAUUUGGCUGACAAAGGGGCUUUGACUGGUGUUAAGAAAUCUUCUUGGUAGAAGUAAAGCUGAAGAUUUAGUUUUCAGUUUGGUGGUGGUGGCGAUGGUUGAACAAGUAGGUUUCAGUUUGUUUUUUUUUGAAUAAAUCAAAACACUAGUUGGGGAUGUAUACCUACAACUGAAUCUUUACAUUUUCCCAGAAUGUUUUAAGGUUUGCUAAGUUUGUUAUCAUGUUAUUGAAGUUUCAAUACAAUUUAAGUUCAAUCAAUCUACAUAUGGAAAUUUCUUUUGAAAA
This is a messenger RNA of Papaver somniferum (opium poppy), 661 nucleotides long. Its product is annotated as ribosomal protein S14, mitochondrial-like. The record is from RefSeq and is a predicted model, not a curated record. Lineage: Eukaryota; Viridiplantae; Streptophyta; Magnoliopsida; Ranunculales; Papaveraceae. Gene Ontology annotation, biological process: translation. Bases 91 to 426 code for a protein of 111 amino acids. The transcript has a single exon. Gene Ontology annotation, cellular component: small ribosomal subunit; ribosome. Gene Ontology annotation, molecular function: structural constituent of ribosome.